This is a messenger RNA of Penicillium verrucosum, 2103 nucleotides long. Its product is annotated as RTC4 family protein. NCBI's taxonomy places the organism in Eukaryota, Fungi, Ascomycota, Eurotiomycetes, Eurotiales, Aspergillaceae. The coding region runs from base 1 to 2103 and encodes 700 amino acids. The record is from RefSeq and is a predicted model, not a curated record. The transcript is spliced from 3 exons.
AUGGCGGCUCAGGCCAAACCUGAUUCCAGCUACGCGUCCAAUCGCAUGACGAAGAGCAAUCCUCCGCCCAAGCAUCUUUUGUCUACUUUCAAUAGAACUGAGCCCGAAGAGACGAAUGUCGAUUUCGCGACGAUCAAUAAAGAGGCUGGCCAAACGAGUAUCGAGGAAAAACCGGAGAUUGAUACUGACGCCGAGCCUUUGAGCUCCGAUGAGGAGGCAGAAGGCUCCAAACUGGAUGUUACUCAAUCUAGCAUUGAGAAAAAGGCAGAGGUUGAUACGGAUGCCGGACCUUUGAGCUCCGACCAAGAGAAAGUCGAAGACCCCUUGUCGGACAUUGCUCAGCCUAGCAUCGAGAACAAGCUAGAGAUUGAUACGGAUGCCGAGCCUUUGAGUUCCGAUGAAGAGGAAGCAGAAGGCUCCAAACUGGAUGUUACUCAACCUAGCAUUGAGAAAAAAACAGAGGUUGAUACGGAUGCCGGACCUUUAAGCUCCGACCAAGAGGAAGUCGGAGACCCCAUGUCAGGCAUUGCUCAGCCUAGCAUCGAGAACAAGCUAGAGAUUGAUACGGAUGCCGAGCCUUUGAGUUCCGAUGAAGAGGAAGCAGAAGGCUCCAAACUGGAUGUUACUCAACCUAGCAUUGAGAAAAAAACAGAGGUUGAUACGGAUGCCGGACCUUUAAGCUCCGACCAAGAGGAAGUCGGAGACCCCAUGUCAGGCAUUGCUCAGCCUAGCAUCGAGAACAAGCUAGAGAUUUAUACGGAUGCCGAGCCUUUGAGCUCCGAUGAAGAGGAAGCAGAAGGCCCCGACCCCGACCUGCAUGUUACUCAACCUAGCAUUGAGAAAAAAGCAGAGAUUGUUACGGAUGCCGAGCCUUUGAGUUCCGACCAAGAGGAGGUCGAAGACCCCAUGUCAGACAUUGCUCAGCCUAGCAUCGAGAACAAGCUAGAGAUUGAUACAGACAUCGAACCUCUCAGUUCCCCGCCUCUGAGCUCCCCGCCUCCCAGUUCCCCGCCUCUCAGCUGGAAUGAAGAGGAAUCGGAAGACCCGAUUUCAAAUGCUGCUCAGCCUAGCAUCAAGAAAGGGUGGGACAUCGACACCGAUGCUGAUCCUCUAAGCUCCGAUGAAGAGCAAGUUAGCGAUAGCGAUGCUUCCCCAUAUCGCAAAGAGGCCAUCUUUCCCCCACGGCCGGUUGAGAAAUCGAAAGAGCCGUCGCCAGUGAAGGAAGCCCCCAAAGAACCCGAGGAGACCUUUAUUAUGCCAAAGGAUGUUGAAAGUUCGAGUUUCAGAGAACCUCGUGGCGGGGAAGACUCAAACUCCAGUUUUUCGCAUGGUCCAUACACGAUGGAAGAAUACGAAGCAAUGUUGCUUGAUGAUGAUUCACCUCUCUCAUCCCCGACUUCUUCCACUUGUGAGCAAAUGUCGCAGCUCGAUAGAUUCACAACGAAAGAGAAGCGCCAACCAUCACCACCCCGCCCAGCCCUGUGCCCGAUAUGCCGUAAGGAAGUAGACUGGGCUUCGCUAGAACUAUUCAGAGCAAAGCCGAAGCAACGUAUUCGCGAACAGGUGAUGUUCUGUGAAUCACACAAACUCCGCAGUGCGGUGGACUUGUGGCGUGACCGAGGGUAUCCCAAUAUUGAUUGGGAAGGGUUUGAAGAGCGUAUUCAGAGCUAUUUCCCCGAACUCGAAAAACUACUUGUUCCUGGUGCUUUCUCUUAUUACCGAAACAUCCUUAGUACCUCUAUCGCACCAGGGAAAGCGAGAAACUUCCGUGUGAGAGUGGAUGAUGACAAGACACUUGAGACGAUGACAUGUGGUUAUUAUGGUGGCAGGGGUGCAACCAAAAUACUAGAAACAAUCAUCUGUCGGUUUUCUGUGGUUGUACGUCGCCUGGCGACAACGGAUGAACUUAUCAAGACGGCGGGCGUGGCUGGCUACACACAAUCUGUCCUUGUGCCUGAGCUGGCUGUGCUCAUGGUCAAAGAUGACAUGAAAGUUAACGACGAAGAGGCCCGUCGGAUUAUGAGGGAGAGUAUGGACAUUGGUGCAAGAGUCCAUCCAGACCUCAAUAUUGUCCCGAUACAGGAAGAUGUCGAAGAAUCAUGA